Molecule: messenger RNA, 1356 nt
Organism: Ilex paraguariensis (yerba mate)
Lineage: Eukaryota; Viridiplantae; Streptophyta; Magnoliopsida; Aquifoliales; Aquifoliaceae
Source: the annotation of a GenBank genome assembly
AUGCGUGAAGUUGAGGCGAUUAUCGAGAAAAUUGUGGGUGGAUUGUUCUGCGUGUUGGUUACACUUGCUGUUGUUCCUGUUAUUAGAUGCCCACGGGGUGGGCCGGCUGAAAUGGUCGCUUCAUUGUUGGAUCAACGACUGCGUGACCAUUUGUUGGCCAAGAAUAACCUCUUCUCAGAAGGUGGGAAUUUUACGAGCUCGUUUCAGAGGCCAGUUUUGUGUAUAUUUGAUCGAAAUUUUGAGUUGUCAGUCGCUAUACAGCAUGAUUUUAAGUAUAGACCGCUUGUUCAUGACGUGCUUGGGUUGAGGUUGAAUAGGUUGAGUGUGCAAGGAGAGAAGGGUGGAAUGAAAUCAUAUGAAUUGGAUCGAUCGGAUGGGUUUUGGGUGGCGAAUGGAUCUUUGGAGUUUCCAGAAGUUGCUGUGGAGAUCGAAACCCAAUUGAGCAAGUAUAAGAAAGAUGUUGAUGAGGUGAAUAAACGAACAGGUGGAAGUGAUGGGGCUGAAUUUGAUGGGACUGAUUUGAUUGGCAACACCAAGCAUUUGAUGAAUGCAGUUAAUUCAUUGCCUGAGUUGACUGAGCGGAAGCAAGUGAUUGAUAAGCACACUAAUAUUGCUACUGUGUUGUUGGGCGAGAUUAAGGAGAGAUCUCUUGAUUCUUAUGCGAAAAAGGAGUAUGACAUGAUGAUCAGAGGUGCCAUUGAUCGGACUGAACUUCUUGGUGUGCUAAAAGGGAAAGGGACUAAGAUGGAUAAGCUGCGGUUUGCAAUCAUGUAUCUUAUAUCUACUGAAAGUAUUCCUCAGUCCGAAGUGGAGAUAGUUGAAGCAGCACUGAGGGAGUCUGAGGUUGAUACUAGUGCUUUUCAGUAUGUGAAAAAGAUCAAGUCAUUAAAUGUUUCACUAGCAUCAGCCAAUUCAGCAAGCAGAAGCAACAUUGUCGACUGGGCUGAAAAGCUGUAUGGGCAGUCAAUUAGUGCCGUGACUGCGGGUGUGAAGAAUCUAUUAUCUAGUGAUCAUCAACUGGCAGUAGCAAGGACUGUUGAAGCAUUGAUGGAUGGGAAGCCGAACCCUGAGAUUGAUUCUUACCUUGUGUUUGACCCUCGUGCUCCCAAGUCAAACACUGGGACUAGUAGCAGCCAUCUAAAAGGACCAUUCAAAGAAGCUAUUGUCUUUAUGAUUGGUGGUGGUAAUUAUGUGGAGUAUGGAAGCUUGCAAGAGCUUGCAAACCGUCAACUGCCAGUCAAGCAUAUUAUAUACGGCACAACAGAAAUUCUCAUGGGAGGUGAGUUUGUUGAGCAGCUUACACUGCUGGGGCAGAAGAUGGGAUUAGGCAGCAGCGGAGCUGCUUCAGCCCAUUAG